This is a messenger RNA of Epinephelus lanceolatus (giant grouper), 5751 nucleotides long. It is a transcript of the gene fibinb, whose product is annotated as fin bud initiation factor b. The record is from RefSeq and is a predicted model, not a curated record. NCBI's taxonomy places the organism in Eukaryota, Metazoa, Chordata, Actinopteri, Perciformes, Serranidae.
CCAAAAAGCCGGAGCGCGGCACUUGAGACAUCCAGAUGUUGCGUUUGAGGCACCGAGCGAAGUCAGGACUACAACUGUUUCCACGCUGAAACAAACUUUCAUACAUUGCUUUUAAUGAUGGAUGUUGACAGGCUCGAUUAGAGGAAGCAAAUCGAGGCUUGUUUGAACAUUUUCACGCCACUUUUUAUCUGUUUGGACAAAGAGGAGACUGAGGAGGACGUGAAAGCAUCGGAGCCUCAUCUUAACUGCGCAGUUUGGACGUUUAAACCUGAUUGAAAUGUUUGUGUUUCUACGCCGGGUUGGAGUUAAAUAGUCCACCAAGGUGACUCUGUCGCUGAAAUCACGUUAAAAGUUUAUUUUUAUUAUUUUAUAUACAUAUAUUUGUGUGCUGGGGCAAGUGGACACCAUGGCUUUCCUUCACUUGCUCCUGUGUGCCGGGAUGUUAUCACUGCCGAUGUGCGGAGCCUUCUUCCGCGGACCGUUGCAACCGGAGAUGUCUAACGGCACCUUUCAUCACUACUUCGUGCCGGACGGAGACUACGAGGACAACGACGACCCGGAGAAGUGCCAGAUGCUUUUCAAAAUGACCGACGACCGAAAGUGCGGUCUCGACGAGGACCAGGACGCCGUCAUACGGGAUGAUUUCACCAUCAUCAAGAGGCAGAUCGAGGACUCGGCCAGGGUGCUGGAGGGGAUCGGGAAAAGCAUCUCGUACGACCUGGACGGAGAGGACAGCUACGGGAAGUACUUGCGGAGGGAGACGGGGCAGAUCAGCGAGGCGUUUACAAACUCGGAGAAGUCUCUGCUGGAGCUGGAGGUGAAAUUCAAGCAGAGCCAGGAGAGCGAGCUGAAAGAGGAGCACCGGCUCAGCGACGACUUUCUCAACAUGGUCGUGCACACACGGGACGUCCUGAAGGACACGCUGGACAUUUCUCUGGGACUGAAGGACAAGCACGAGCUCCUGUCUCUGAUCAUCCGCAGCCACGGCACGAGACUGAGCAGGCUGAAGAACGAAUACAUGAAGUUCUGAGAGAAAGUAGUCCCUGCGCGUCUCAUUACAGUACUAUUUUUAUUUUUCUAUGGUGGAGUGUGUGGCCACAAGGCUGGGGUGAGACAAUGAGCAAACAUAUCAGGGAUAAAAACUUAACUUUAAAGGGUCAGUUCACAUAAAACACACACACACACACACACACACACACACACACACACACACACACACACACACAUUCUCUCCUUUAACUCUAGAGCAGUGAUUCCCAACCUGAGUUCACUUUAAUGGAUCCAAAUACAGGAGGUCAACUGUGUUGGGACUUUUGAAAUGUAAUGAGUUACAGAUUACUAGUUACCCUGUUAAAAAUGCAGUAUGUAAUUUAUUUCAUCAAAGUAAUAUAACAUAUUACCUUUGAUUAGUUUUAGAAUACUUUUCUAACAAAUCAUCCCCGGGCAAUAAAUCUGAAAAAUGUCCAGAAACAGGCUCAUUUCUGGUUUAACUCUUGAGCAGUGGUUCCCAACCUGAGUUCACUCCAAUGGGUCAAAAUAAAGGAGGUUACUUUUGAAAUGUAAUGAGUUACAGAUUACUAGUUACCCUUUAAAAUGUGGUAUGUAAUGUACCUAUUUUAAUCACUUCUUUAAAGUAUUAUAAUUUAUUAUCUUGGAUUAGUUUUGAUUAGUUUUCUACCAAGUGUUUUAAACUGGGCAGUAAAGCUGACAAAUGUUCAGAUGAUAUUUCUGUGCAGUGAAAUGAUGCAAAGCAACAGAAUAAAUGUCAUAACAUGCACGCUUUUAGAUGGAACGCCUUUGUUAUCACCAACAUUUUGAUCAGUGAGUCUAAUUUAAUUAUUUUUUUCUCAGUAUCUGUAACUUAUCACAAUUACAUUUAUAUUUAAAUUGAAUUACAUAAUUCCGUUAUAUGUAACUAGUUACUCCCCAACACUGGAGGUCAAUGGGACAGGAAAGAACAAAACACAUUUUCUCGCUUAACUCUAGAGCUUUCCCAACCUGAGUUCACUCCAAUGGGUCAAAAAACAGGAGGUUAAUUGUGUUGGGAAGGUUACCUUUGAAAUGUAAUGAGUUACAGAGUAACCCUGUUAAAAAUGUAAUAAUUAAGUCAUUACUUUUUUUUUUAGAUUACUUCACAAGUGUUUUAAACUGGGCAAUAAAGCUGAAAAAUGUCCAGAAGACAUUACUGCGCAGCAAAACGAUGCAAAGCAAUUGUAUUUUCAUCCCAUUUUCUCAGUAUCUGUAACUUAUUACAAUUUCAUUUUAUGUUUUAACACAAUUGGGUAACUCCGUUAUAUGUCACUAGUUACUGGAAGUUAAUGGGACAGAAAAGAACAAACACAUUUUCUCAUUAAAUUAGAGAGCAGUGGUGAGUUCACUCCAAUGGGUCAAAAUACACAAGGUUAACUGUGUUGGGGAGGUUACUUCUUAAAUGUAAGGAGUUACAGAUUACUAGUUACCCUGUUGAAAAUGUAGUAUGUAAUGGACCUAUUUUACUUACUUCUUCAAAGUUAUAUAAUUUAUUACCUUUGAUUCGAUAACCUUUCUAACAAACGUUUUUAACUGGGCAAGAAAGCUGAGAAAUGUCCAGAACCAAGAAGAAUAUAUUCGGAUAUAAUUCCUCUGUAAUCAACUUUUUUAAUAAGUUACUGUAAUUUAAUUCAAUUUUUCUCAGUAUAUGUAACUCAGUAAAUUCAUAUUGUAAUUUAAUAACGUAACUCUGUUACAUGCAACUAGUUACCCCCAGCACUGGAGGUUAAUGGGACAGGAAAGAUGAAAAACUAAAUUUUUGUGACUUUUCUACCAUCUCUCCUUUUCUCUUGGCAAAUACUCAACGGAUUCUUCUUUGUUGCUGAUAAUUAUUAACAUUAAACCAUCUGAACAAAUCUUAAGUGCUAUAUCGUAGGCAACUGGACUUGCUUGAGAUUCUUGAAGACGUUUUACCUCUCAUCCAAGCUCUUCUUCAGUUCUGAAGACCUGGAUUACUGAGAAUCUUCACCAACAAUCAGAGCAAAUAGUCAGGAAAAUCUUUCAUAGUCGUUCACUGGCCACAACUCAUAGUCACAAGUGACCUAUGACGAGCAGUACGCACUGCUGCAGUAAAGGGUCAGACACAAAAAAUGUUUGGGGACUGCUGCUCGAGAGGUAUGUAGCCAUGCAGAUCACUCCAACAGGUCAAAAUAUUUCUGAGGUCACCAGAUGGAUAAUGGGAUAGGAAUUUUGCUUUGCUUUUCUUCUUGUAAAAUACUCCACAGACCAUUUUUGUUGCUGAUAAUUAUUCAGAUUAAACUAUCUUAGUGGUUAGUAAGGAUAGCACAAGCCAGUGAUUCCCAACCAGGGGUACUUGUAUCUUAGGAGGUACUUAUGUAGUUACCAGGGGGUACGUGGAAAUAUUGACAAUGUUUAAAUAACAGUUUGAUUAGAAAAUAACUGAUGUGUCGAGUUAGUAGUUCCUUGAACACUGUGUAGCAAAUGAGUUAGCAAAAAGUAGUUCGCAAGGGAGCAGAGAAAUCUGAAAUGUUACCUAAAAGUAGGGGAUAAAUAUUCAAAAAUUAGCUAAAAGUAGCCUAAUGUACAUGCAGUUCAAACAGUUAGCUAAAUGACUGAACGAGUUAGGUAAAAAUAAUGAAUAUGCUGCUGAAAUAUGAGCUAAAAGUAACAGCUUAAUGGUUGAAAAAGCUUUAGUUCAGCUUCUGCCACUGGUAGAACAAAUGCAAACUUGACCAAACCAAACUAAACAUUGACAGCUUAAUUGUAUGACAGUAGUGUAAUAAUAUAUGAAAAAAAUGUAGGAAAAAAUAUUGUCACAAGUGUUAAAUAAUACCCAGUUAGUGAUAAAUUCAAACUAACACGUGGAAUCCGAUGGUUGAUGCUGAUGAUGGGGUACUUGACUUGCAAGGGUGCAUCUUAAGAAAAGCUUGGGAACAACUGGCAUGUGCGACCUGUAAUGAGAAAGGGUCGGAAACAUAAAAGUUUGGGAACCACCUUUUCCGAGGUUUGUAGCCACACAGAUAGUUUGGUUGAAUUAUGUUUCGUGACAUCUGUCUCCCAAGCUGGCAAAAAGAGGGAACUACCCCAAGUGUCCCAGACCCCCAGGGGCCCCAAAAGCCCUGUGUGUCAGCUGUGUUUUGGUACAGUAAUUUGGCUAUUUGCAAAUUCUGUUUCCAGUUUUCACAACUUAUGAGAGAAACAAACAGUGUUCCAUUAACAUCCAUUACAUUCAUGGCAUAAAUCUCAGUUGGGGAUGAAAAACCAAACCUAUCUCAGUUGCUUGGAACUGCUAGUGUUAAGUAAGACAAUGUGUUUUGGGCAAAUAAGGAGUGGGCAAUAUAUAUAAAAUCCUCUUUAACAGUAUACGCAAUUUAAUAUGACAUUAUUGUGAAACAUUUUCUGUAAAAAAGCCAAUUGAGAAAUCGUUAACGGAUAAAAUAACCAGAGAGGAAUGUGUGUAUCUGGCUGACCCAGCAAACUAAAUACCUAAGAAGUCUAAGUGCUUCAUCAUAUUGAUGCAAAAGAUCAUAUAAAAAUCCAAUAUUGCCAUAAAGUGGUCCCGCUUGGUGAUUUGCAAUGCACACAGGGAUAUUAAAGAGCUGUAGAGGUUUAAACAGCAUGGCAAAACCUUGAGACAAAUAUAUAUCAUCUGACUGUAAAUUGUCAUAUUGCCCACUCCUAGAGGCCAUUAUAAUGGUCAUUACACGCCAUAAAAACACACAAUAGUAGGUGAGUCACUUUAUUCAAAACUGGCUGAAUACAAAUUACAUAUUGUCCAAUAAAAAGUCUAAAAUAUGGCCCUAGUGUUAGUUGAACGUUAUCUGUCCGUCAGUCAAUAUGCCUCUUUUCUAGGUGUAAGGUCAUUUGUGAUAAGUGCAUCGAAUUUACCUUUGUGCGAGUGUGUGUAUAAGUGUGUGUAAGUGUACGCGUGUGUUAAACAACGGCUUCAAACAUGAGUCAGCCAAUCAAAAAAAGAGAACAGGAACUAUCAGUUUUCAAAACUCUAGUACUGUAGUCAGAUGAAGGGUUUUCCAAAAACUCAUUCAGUCCUCUGUGGCCAGAAAAAACAGUAAGAAGUGAGCUUUGGAGUGACUCGUGAGGAUUAAGGAAACGUUUGGACACGUUGGACAGCCUAUGUGUCCAUCAUGUCUUUUAUUUUGACCCAAAAGCUGGAUAAGUGAUUUUUGGAUAACUCUUCAUACGGCAGUAAAGCAGGGGUGGACCUCAUGUUGUAGCCUGGUUGAAAGCUCCAAACGAGCAGCCAUUAUUGUUGCUCUCCUCUGACACUCCUGAUGAAUGUUUCUAAGAAUAUCAAAGAAUGUUUACAUAUGGACACGUAUGUUGUAUUUUUUGCUUUACAGGCUAGCAGACUUUGCACAAUUCUUUACUUUCCUGGUGCUAAAGGUUGUGACACAGUUUAAAAUGCAAGGCCUUGACUGUGCUGUUGUGCACAGGCAGUAUAAUCAUGGAAAAUGUACAGUGUAUUAUUAUUAGAAGUAAGUAAAUACUGUGAGUGCCAAUAUCUUUAUUACAAAACACCCUAAUAUGUAUUCAUUGUUUAUAUAAAGUUUUGGAAAUAGAGCUGCAUAUAUCUAUUCUUGUUUACCUUUUUAUUAAGAUAUGUGGUGAGAUGUAAUACAUUGACGGAAAAGACUGCAGGCAGCACUUGUGGACUUCAGUGUCAAACACUAAUCUGUGUGACGAUAUUCUUAACGGAUUGUGUUGUGUCUUCGUAAAUAAAAAGUUUGUGUUUGAAGUAAA